AAGAUCUCCACGUCACCUCCCAACCCUCCAUCCACUCUUUCUUUCCCCGACCCGAAAACCUCGAAGCGCAAAGGAAUUAUGUCAGCAGAGGCCACGAUCUCCCGCCUCCGCCACCUCGAUCGCCGCCGCCGCCGCCUCCACCACCGGCGCAGCCUCCGCCGUUCACUCUCCCUCGAGCUCGACCCCCCUCCCCCCAGCUUCUCCCACCACCAGCGCCGUCGCGCCCGCCGCGCCUUCGAUCUCUACGAUUCCGAUGACGACAUGACGUUGCCCGUCCGUGAUCCGAUCGCCGCUGAUCGAAUUGGAGCCCUGAACGGCGACGUCGCUUCCGAUCCCGACUCCGUCGAUCUGCUCCUGGAGCUCGACGGCGAGGCCAGUUCUGGCAUGGAUCUGUUCGUCGAGCAUCCGCAGUUCGUGGGCGGCGACGCGGAUUCGGUGUCCGAGGAGGUAAAUAGGUUGGAUUUCGGGGUGAUUGAUGGGAAUGAUGACGUUUGUAUGGAUAAUGUGGAUGUAGAUUUAGGGAUCGGGUUAGGGUUUGGCGUGGGUGGGGACGAGAAUUGUAGAUUUGUAGACGAGGAUUGUUGUGAAGAUGAGAUUUUUAUGGAGACUGGGGCUUCUGGGUUGGAUUCCUGUGAAGCAGGGAUGACAAUUUGUGAAAUGGAGCAGUGUUGGAGUGGUAUACGUGAUGUCAAGUUCGAUUCUGAUUUGGAGUUGGAAGAUGAAUUGGGGGUUUGUAGAGAUUCAGAGGAUGAAUUGAGUUUGAAUCACGCGAUUGAUGAGGAUGACUAUUUUUGUAGUGUUCCUUUGUGUUGGGAUGAUUCCCUUCCAUUGGAAGUGGAUGCCGGAGAGGUUGAGGAUCUCGAUUUGGAAUGGGAGGAAGUCGAGAGUUGCUUCGAUGAUAGAGAGAUAUUGAGCUUGUUUGGUGAUCCUCUCAAUGAUGAUGGAUCCAUUUCUGUAUCUUCAAUGCCUAUUGUUGCAGAUGAAGGGGAAGAUGUGAGUGUUGAAGUAGUUGGAGGUUCUGGGAACUUGGAAUGGGAGGUUUUGUUGAAUUCAGAUAAUUUAGUAGCAACAGCAGGAUUGGAUCAUGAGCUGGAAACUUACUUUGAUGACGAUGAUUACUUAUUUUCUGCGGAAUAUGAGACCAUGUUUGGUCAGUUAACUGAGAACGAGAGUUCUCUGGUGGGAGGGUCCCCGGCUUCUGAAGCAGUGAUCCAGAAUCUACCGAAGUUGGCUUUGACUCAAGAGGAUGUGGAUGGAAAGGACGGGCUUUGUCCGGUCUGCAAGGAUGAAUUUAUGGCUGGGGACAUUGCAAUGCAGCUGCCUUGCAGCCAUGGAUACCACGCCAAUUGUAUUGUGACAUGGCUGCGCGUGAGGAAUACAUGUCCUGUUUGUCGUUAUGAAUUACCUGCUGAUGAUGCGGUAUCUUGAGCGGGAAAGGACCAGGAGAUCACAAAUUGGCUUCUAAUCAUGAGUCGAGGGCGGCAUUACUUUGUAGAAGUCAGACUGAGUAUUAAGAUGUGUAAAAAUGUAGAUAGCGGCAUCAGAGAGACCCACCUAUACCUUGUACUUUGUAGCAAGGAGGAUUGAAUUCUUUACAGGUUCAUAUUUUUCGGUAAGGGCAAAAGGAAGUUUUAUUCCUAAAGAACCCAAAUUGUUAACUGUUGGGUGAAUAAGACUUGAUGUAAUAUUAGGUUUUCUCCAGACAACUCUGCGUAAUCUAUGACUGCUUGUGCUUGUUGUCUCCAA
Messenger RNA from Rhodamnia argentea, 1746 nucleotides. RefSeq names its product E3 ubiquitin-protein ligase Praja-2-like. The transcript has a single exon. Lineage: Eukaryota; Viridiplantae; Streptophyta; Magnoliopsida; Myrtales; Myrtaceae. Gene Ontology annotation, biological process: protein ubiquitination. The record is from RefSeq and is a predicted model, not a curated record. Bases 79 to 1428 code for a protein of 449 amino acids. Gene Ontology annotation, molecular function: ubiquitin protein ligase activity. Gene Ontology annotation, cellular component: cytoplasm.